Molecule: messenger RNA, 694 nt
Organism: Dermacentor andersoni
Lineage: Eukaryota; Metazoa; Arthropoda; Arachnida; Ixodida; Ixodidae
Source: RefSeq, a predicted model, not a curated record
CAGAAGUUUCAUUGGCUAAUUUUCCGUGAAUGGUGUGAAGAAGCACUAACUACGCCAUGGUGCUGUGGUUGGCAUUGUCAGUCGCUGUGGGCCUCGGAGUACCAUGCUCGCAUGCCUGCAAGAUUGAUCCUAAAGAUGCACUGUUCCUUGCAUCACCGAUUGGCCGUGCAACUAACUUUUUCUUCAAGAACUGCAGCCAUUACAUGCAAGAAGUGAAGCCGAAUCCACCGAACUACCUAAUUGUCGAGUUCUUGCGAAGCCUGUGUGACGCAGUCGACAUCUGCCAGGAGCGAUAUCCACAUAUUCCGUUCACCAAGCUCCUGUUCUGUCUAGAGGGUGUCUCCUGGGCGAAAUGGCUCCUUCACGGCGUCGUGCCAAUAAAGCAAAUGAAAGCGGUCGAAAAAAUGAUGAUCUGCGAAUAUGCAGUGGUAUCUUCUGCUACAGUGGCCAAGCACCUUUUAGUUUACGCAUUAAAAAUCAGCGGAUGAGCCACAACGUAGACGUCAGUUAUACUGGAAGGGGAUGGCUAUUGAAUAAUCUUGCUGCCCUAUGUGCUUCACCAAAUAGCCCGAACACAACCUUUCAGUGCACAGAGUAUCAUACUUGUAGCAGGGCCACAUUGUUUUAUUUCAUCGACCCUGGGCAGCAAAUAUGGCUCCCACCGCUACGCAGCAUAAAGAAAUCAUAAGUGAAA